Mollisia scopiformis is the source of this 1399-nucleotide messenger RNA. RefSeq names its product NAD(P)-binding protein. The record is from RefSeq and is a predicted model, not a curated record. NCBI's taxonomy places the organism in Eukaryota, Fungi, Ascomycota, Leotiomycetes, Helotiales, Mollisiaceae. The transcript has 2 exons. The coding region runs from base 230 to 1219 and encodes 329 amino acids.
CUGUCAUCUCGAAAACACUCGGAGAUAAUGGCCUUACCAUCAAAACAGGUCUUAAAUCAUGACCACUACACCACAAUGGCAGUUAUUUCAAGUGCAAUCCAUCGCAUUGAUCUUUCAUUGAAACCCCCGACUCCGAUGUCUCCUCAUUUCCUUUCAACUCAUAUAAGGAGACUUUCCCUCAGCUUUCCAUAUAAGCAAAUCCACAAAUACAGUAUCAAACUCCCUCACAAUGUCUAAAUUCAUCAAAAACCUCAUCGUCCAAUGGACACCCCUCCCUUACCCCACGACAUCCUUCACCGGCCAAACCAUCAUCGUCACAGGCGCGAACGUAGGUCUCGGCUUCGAAGCAUCCCGCCACUUCGUCCGCCUCGGCGCCCAGAAAGUAAUCCUAGCCUGCCGCUCCCUCUCCAAAGGCGAAGAAGCGCGCGCCGACAUCGAGCGCACCACUGGUCGCAAGGGUGUGUGCGAGGUCUGGGAAGUCGAUAUGGGGGACUGGGACUCGGUGAAGGCGUUUGCGACGCGAGUCGAGGGUCUCGAGCGUGUCGAUGCCGUGUGCGAGAAUGCUGGGCUGGCGGGGUUUACGUUCAAGAGCCAUCCGUCCGGAUGGGAUGCUAGUGUUGCUGUGAAUGUUGUGGGCACGUUUUUGUUGGCGUUGAAUUUGUUGCCUGUGCUGAGGAGGUCGGGGGUUAAGUAUAAUAUGGUUCCGAGGUUGGAGAUCACUUCUUCGGAGACGCAUAAAUGGGCCAAAUUUGAAGAGAGGAACGAACCCUCGAUCUUCGAAGCUUUGAAGAGAACCGACCAACCAGAGUGGGAGAAAGAGCGCUAUCCAGUCACGAAACUACUCGAAGUCUUCGGUGCUCGUUCUCUCGUCGAAAAGAUGGCAGCCGGUCCUCACGCCAACCAGAAAGUCAUCGUCAACACCGUCAACCCGGGAUUCUGCAAAUCUUCUCUAGCGCGCGACGCCAAGGGAAUGAUGUUCGUGAUAUUCUCUAUGAUGAAGAUGUUCAUGGCCCGCUCGACUGAGAUGGGGAGCCGCACUAUUGUUGCGGCGGUUGCGGCUGGAGAGGAGAGUCAUGGUAAGUAUAUGAGUAACUGUGUUGUGGCGCCGCCAAGUGAUUUGGUAUUAAGUGAGGAGGGGAAGAAGACUGGUGAUCGGAUUUGGAAAGAGUUGUUGGAUAUCUUGGAGGGGAUUCAGCCGGGUAUUUCGAAGAAUAUUUAGUUAUCAGAGGGAGUAGUGCUGUGAAGGAGAAAUACUUCGUAGGAGGAAGGUCUGUAUCGAGCUAAGGUGAUGAUCUUUCUGUCAGCGAGGACGUGGGGGUGUCAUAUCAAUUUUUACCGAUUACUAGUCUCCUUUCAUAGCUUGCACUUCAUCUGACAGGGUAGGGACGAUAAAGUUCGA